Molecule: messenger RNA, 3312 nt
Organism: Anoplopoma fimbria (sablefish)
Lineage: Eukaryota; Metazoa; Chordata; Actinopteri; Perciformes; Anoplopomatidae
Gene: nudt19
Product: nudix (nucleoside diphosphate linked moiety X)-type motif 19
Exons: 3
Coding region: 47-1249 (400 amino acids)
Cellular component (GO): mitochondrion
Molecular function (GO): hydrolase activity, acting on acid anhydrides, in phosphorus-containing anhydrides
Source: RefSeq, a predicted model, not a curated record
UCAAAAGCGUUUAGUGACAAUUAAGAAAAACACUGUUAGUUUUAGGAUGAACACCACGUUGAAGCACUGGAAGGAGGCGGCCACUCUUAUUUUAGCCGCAGGUCACAAGCUCGGUGCGGACAGUUUGCUGUCAAGGACGCCGCUGACAGCCGCCCAUGGACGGCCACACAUGCCGCACAAGUCCCGCUUCGACUACGACGUUUUACUGCUUAAACGAAGCAGUAAAAGCGGAUUCAUGCCCAAUGCGUACGUGUUUCCCGGCGGCAUGCUGCACUCUUCGGACUUUUCGAGUGAAUGGCUGGACAUUUUCAAAUCUUUCAGUAGCUCUCCUAAGUUUGGGUUAAGAAGUGUCACCCAGCAGGUGGAGACCAGACCUCCAGUGUUCGCCACAGACCGGCUGAAGCUGGGCUCCCCUAUCCCAGGAGAGGUCGCCUUCCGGAUCUGCGCCUUGAGGGAGACGUUUGAGGAGUCCGGGGUGCUCCUGUGUGUGUCUAAACAGGAGGAGAAAAGUUUGUUAAAAAGCAUAGAGGGCACCUGUACCGCUGACCGAGAAGACCCACUGCAUUACAGAGUCAACGAUCUGUGCAGUGGUGAACUCAACAAGUGGAGGGAUCUGGUCAACCAGGACCCGUCUAACUUCAUCAAGAUGUGCAGAGAGUUGCAGGUGUUGCCCAACAUCUGGGCGCUACAUGAGUGGGGCAACUGGCUGACCCCUGCAGGACGAUACGGGGUGAAAAGGUUUGACACGGUUUUCUUCAUCUGCUGCCUGCAGGAGAUCCCAACAGCACUUCAAGAUGAGAAGGAGAUCGUUUCCUUUAGGUGGUCCACACCCCCAGAGGUUCUCCAGAGCUACCAGGCAGAGGAGCUGUGGAUCGCCCCUCCACAGGUCUAUGAGCUCAGCCGCAUGUGCCGCUUACCUUUGCUGAAUGACCUCCACAAGUUCUCCAGACAGCGUGCCACAGAGGGCUGCGAACAGUUGCUGCCUGUUCUUUCCUUAAAAGAUGAACACUCCAUAGCACUGCUGCCAGGUGACAGAUGCUACCCGUCGGUUACUUCAGACGAAGCUGGUCUGGUUACGAGCACAGAGCCUCAGCUGGAGGAUCCUCAGGGGGAAGAUUCUGCACUGCACCGCUUUGUGACCAUAGAUCCAUACACUAUAACUCUACAGAUCACCAUCACUCCCAAGUACAACCAUCUGCUACCUGUUUUGAUGGAAAACUUCCCAUAUGACUCAAAAAAUAAGCUCUGACUUGCACUACCUGUUUUAUGAGCCCCACAACUCCCUUGUGCACAUACAAUGAAGCAAUACAAGUUCACAGCUUUUAAUAAUAUCAGAUAUGCCUUUUUCACAGCAGACAUUAUGACUUGUUAUAGUCGGAAAACCACAGAUGUUACUAAUAACAUAAUGCUUUGUGCUAUUCAUUGACAUCCCACUGACAUUUUGUUAAUUUACCGUAUUUUCCGCACUAUAGGGCGCACUGGAUUAUAAGGCGCACUGUCAAUGAAUGGUCUAUUUUCGAUCUUUUUUCAUAUAUAAGGCGCACCGGACUAUAAGGCGCAUUAAGUGAAACAAAACAGUCAGUCAGUCAAACUUCCUCCACUUCCGUACCAUUGAUUCAUUAAUGUUGAAUUCUCUCGCAGCUGCUCUAUUCCCAUGUUCUACUGCGUGACUGAUAGACUUGAGUUUGAAGUCCGCGUCGUAAGCGUGUCUCUUGACAGGUGCCAUUUUGGGGUCCUUAUACACACACACUGUAAUAUGAUGGUGAAGCACAGUAUGUAUUACUCCGCGACGCUCCUGACUACGGUAGCCGUAAUGCUGCAAGCGGUGCGGCUUUGUAGUUUACCAAAGUCGUACUAAAACAUUUUGACAGAGCGCCGUGUACCACACGAAAUCGCUUCGAGGUCAGUAAGCACAACCAGAAUUAAUCCAUAUUUAAGGCGCUCCGGAUUAUAAAGCGCACUGUCGUUUUUUGAGAAAAUUAAAGGCUUUUAAGUGCGCCUUAUAGUGCGGAAAAUACGGUACAAGCUCGCUAAAGAUCAGUUAGCAAACCCGUUAUCUCUGCCCGGUCGCUAACAUCACUAAAAAUUGCCACAUUUUAUUCAAAAUAAGUAUUUUUAGCACCUACUCCUGUCCGAUAACUGUCAGCUAACCAUCGCUCUUCUGUGGAAGAGUUUUAAGCUAGAGGAGAAUGAAUGGUGCAGCUUGCUCUCGGUUUAUUCAAAGGUCAUCACGGACCAUUUGUGUGGAUUAUUUCCGCCUCCUCUGCUGAUCUCAGCGAUUCCAUAGGAAUUGAUUUUGCCACAGAGUUUUACCGUUUUGAAUCCUGGCGUGUCCAGGCUUUAAGCUGUGACAGUGUGACACAUGCACAAUACCAGGAACCUGAAACUGAAACAGCUUAUUGGAAUUCAGCCAUAGUUGAUUUUAAUAUUAACAACUGUUGCGUUUUGCUACUGUGACAUCUCAAAAUGUCUUCAGUGGGAAAUUUUUAUUGUCUGCUUGUCAAUGACAAGCUUCGACUCGUUUUCAGUAAGUAUUAAAUGGGCUGCGUUUAUGACGAAUAAUUAUGAUGCUUAUUUAUUUUUUUCUUCCAUGUGACUGAUGUGUUGAAGCAUUCAGAUCUAGAGGGAUCUGUCCCUCCACCAGCUCCCUUACUUGUUUUAUUUUUAUGUAAAACAAAUUUGUAUGUGAUGAAUAAGAAGGGAUUGCUAAUGGCCUUAUCGUACAACGAUUUUACUCGGAUACUCAUCUCACAUAAAGUGAGGAAGCCACUUAAUGAGCUUCGUCAGACUUGGAGUGGUUCAGGCUACAUUUGUUUAAGUGUAAGCAGCUGAGUUUUGUUUGAUUUACGGAACUCAUUCCUUAAAUAUGCUGAUUACAAGAAUAUACCAAUUAAAUCAGAUUUUGUUAUGAUUGUUAUACGUGAUUGUGCCCAAAAUUACAAAGAACAACACUGGCCUAGGGCUGAGAGAAAAUGUUGUAUCCCGAUCAAAGUCAUUUCAUACCUCGAUAACCAUCUUUAAAGAAGUUUUCUGGUAAUUUGAUAAAUCAAUAGUCUGGAUGAAAUAACCACAUGGCUUUGUAUACUGUUGUGUGAAUGAAUACUUGACAAAUGAAAAGUACUGACUAUUUUUUCUUAAGUUAUUGUGUUUCAUAACAAUAGGACUCCAUGUAAAAAUGAUAAAUUAUCAUAUUGAUGUAUCGCCCUACAUUGGUCCACUCGUAGUGAGAUAUUAUCAUUUUCUACAUGGAAAUAAAAAAAUACUGUUCAAGAACUUCCUGGCCGGACCUUGACUUUAUGUUUUAGUCUGCUC